Molecule: messenger RNA, 452 nt
Organism: Ruditapes philippinarum (Manila clam)
Lineage: Eukaryota; Metazoa; Mollusca; Bivalvia; Venerida; Veneridae
Product: serine protease inhibitor Cvsi-1-like
Exons: 3
Coding region: 114-383 (89 amino acids)
Source: RefSeq, a predicted model, not a curated record
UAUCUUUAAAUAUCGUGACUACAAAACUAGUAUCUUGAUAGGUCAAAUCCAAAUUGAUAAGGAAGCGAACAUAAAGAUUUAGUGCAAAAGAGCAAAAACAUCCUCCAAACAAGAUGAGGUCUUCAUUGUUUCUACUGUUUAUAUCAGCUUCAGUUUUAGUGACUGUCUUUUCUGAAAAAUGUAACCAUGGAGACUCCACCGGUUGUUCCAAUCAGUGUACCAAUGCUAACGAGGUAGUAGGAUGUGAGCAUGAUACAUGCACGUGUGUGCCAACGCCUCAAGCGUGUAUAUUGGGGGCAGACUGUGCAGGCCUAGGAACUUGUCCAAAACAUGACGAAUCUUACCACUGUGUGGAUGGUGCAUGCAAAUGUCAAAAACCAUGAUUGCAAUAGAAAACAUGUAUAAAUAUCUAACUUAUAGAAAGUCAUACAUAUAAAACAUUUAAAUAUGGA